UAGCCAAUGCCGAGUAUGCAGUAAAGGGCCGUGCAUGAAUUAAUGACACAGGCGGGGUUAUUAAAAAUUCGCAAACAGAUGGGAGGCGCACCUGAUCAAGUGGGCUGGAGGCAACUGCAAUCGAGGGAGGGACUGGCUCACUCAAGAGGCGAUGCUUGAGGUGCCGUAGGUGUGGUUAAUGUGUGUUACUUCAUUUGAGCGGAGGAGAGGGGAUUGACAGCAGUUGUGUGGUUCAAAGUGAUUGGAAGCCGUAGUUGCACAUAGAAAUAAAUCCUGAAAAAAAAGUGUGUGGACUGGAAGGAGUGGGUUAAAAAAAAAAAAAAAAGUGCAAGAAUAUUUUUAACAGAAAGUUUUUAAAAAAGCUAAGAAAAAUCUGGAAAAAAGAGGACACAAAAUGGAAUGAUGCGCCGCUUCACAUGAAUGCUGUUAGGAAGGCAUUGACAUUGCCGGGUGCCCGGGACUGUGUGGUAUUUACACACCAUAACUCAAUGGAAAUAUGGAGAGACAGGCUGUUUUGCGGGUUAGUUUCGAUUAUAAAAAAAGCUUGUCAUUUAUUGAAUUAUUUUUUAAUUUUUUUUUGUACGUGGACAUGUGGGUGCGUGUUUGGGAUAAAUUGUAAACAGGGUAAUCUGCCACAGCGCUUGCGGUGAACGGACACAAGCGAAUGAAAAGCAAAAAAAGUGAUUGAGUAAAUGUGAAUAGUUAAAAAAAUGAACAAUUACUAAAACCAGUUUGUAUCCUAAACACUGAAAAAGCGGAGAUAAAAACAGAAGGACAACUUUUUUACGCAAGACUGAUCAUUCCUACAGGUACGCAGUUCUGUUUUAACUUUUUUGUUUCCGUAAUUAUGAACCUUUACACGGCAAGGCACCUGGAGUAAUAUUGCUGAGAAAAUCCAACUGUAUUCAGAAAAAUAAGCGCCACGGUGUUUUAAAUCACCGCUCCAAACUGCUGCAUGCAAGAAUCAGACUCUGUAAACUGCAAUUCCACGAACAGAAAGUCUGCCUGUUACUAUCAGCGACUUGUAUUCAUUUUUAACCAAAUCGACAGAUUAAUAUUUGGAUUGUAACUUUUUUUUAAUCAAGAAAGCCUACGGACAAGAGAAAGACUAAAAUAUCCUUAUCCAAGCGGAGAGUUUUUAUAUAUUUAAAAAAAAAACUGAAUUCAGGUGUCGACAGCUAUUUGAAUCAGGUGCGAUUUCUCAUUGGAACGAAAUGUUUUUCCCUUGAAAAAUGAAGUUAUAAGAGAGACUAAAGUCCAAAAGACGAAGGCGCGGGAGCUUACUUAAAUGAUAUUUUUAUUUAUUUAUUUAUUUUUUAAAUCUAUUAUCUUAAUAUCAAAUUGUAUUAUUAUUUAUUAAAAAAAAAGUGGAAAUGGCGCCUCAGAUGUUGAAGACGCAGCUUUUUCAAAUCCUGCCGUGGGUUGCUCUGCUGUUCCUGGUCGAGGUCCCGCAGUUUGCGUCUGGGGCCUCCAAGGAGCUGGUAUGCCAGGAAAUCGCGGUGCCCAUGUGCAAAGGCAUCGGAUACAACCUGACCUACAUGCCCAACCAGUUUAACCACGACACUCAGGACGAGGCUGGCCUCGAGGUGCACCAGUUCUGGCCCCUGGUUGAAAUCCAGUGCUCCCCUGACCUGCGCUUCUUCUUGUGCAGCAUGUACACCCCCAUCUGCCUGGUGGAUUACAAGAAGCCCCUGCCCCCCUGCAGGUCUGUGUGUGAGCGCGCCAAAACCGGCUGCUCCCCUCUCAUGAGGCAGUACGGCUUCGGCUGGCCUGAGAGGAUGAACUGUGAGAAGCUGCCGGUGUUGGGGGACCCGGAUAACCUCUGCAUGGACUACAACCGGACCGAGACCACCACCACCUCGCCGCUGUUUCAGAAGCCCACCCGUCCCCCAAAGGGACCCCCGAAAGGGCCUGGGCAGAAGGCUGCGGAUUGCGGGCGGCAGUGCCGCUGCAGGGAGCCCCUGGUUCAGAUCCACCGGGAGGCCCACCCCCUCUACAACAAGAUCAAGACUGGCGAGGUGCUCAACUGUGCCGUCCCUUGCUACGAGCCUUACUUCUCUCAGGACGAGCGCACAUUUGCCACCUUCUGGAUCGGCCUGUGGUCCAUCCUGUGCUUCAUCUCCACCUUCACCACCGUGGCCACUUUCUUGAUCGACAUGGAGCGGUUCAAGUACCCGGAGCGGCCCAUCAUCUUCCUGUCCACCUGCUACCUCUUCGUGUCCAUCGGAUACAUCAUCAGACUGAUCGCCGGGCACGCCAGCGUCGCCUGCAACAAAGACUACCAGCACGUCCACUACGACACCACCGGCCCCGCGCUCUGCACCGUCGUCUUUCUGCUGGUCUACUUCUUUGGCAUGGCUAGCUCCAUCUGGUGGGUCAUCCUGUCCUUCACCUGGUUCCUGGCAGCUGGCAUGAAGUGGGGGAAUGAGGCCAUCGCCAGCUACUCCCAGUAUUUCCACAUGGCGGCCUGGCUCGUCCCCAGCGUCAAGUCCAUCGCCGUCCUGGCUCUGAGCUCCGUGGACGGGGACCCUGUGGCUGGGAUCUGCUACGUGGGCAACCAGAACCUGGACAACCUGCGUGGGUUUGUGCUUGCCCCCCUGGUGGUGUACCUCUUCACUGGGACCAUGUUCCUGCUGGCAGGCUUUGUGUCUCUGUUCAGGAUCAGGAACGUGAUCAAGCAAGGGGGAACCAAGACGGACAAGCUGGAGAAGCUGAUGAUCCGCAUCGGCAUCUUCACCGUGCUCUACACUGUCCCGGCCACCGUCGUGGUGGCCUGUUACACCUACGAGCAGCACUACAGGGAGAGCUGGGGCAAGGCUCUCAACUGCGCCUGCCCAGGGAGUGAAGCCCAGUCUGGGCCUGACUAUGCAGUCUUCAUGCUCAAGUACUUCAUGUGUCUGGUGGUGGGCAUCACCUCCGGGGUGUGGAUUUGGUCCGCCAAGACCGUGGACUCGUGGAGGAGGUUCAGCAGCAGGUGCUGCCGAGGCAGGAAGCCCACCAGCGCCUCCAUGUACAGUGAGGCCAGCACGGCUGUGACUGCCAGGACCGGGGUGGCUAGCUCAGGCUCCUACCACAAGCAGGUGCCACUUUCUCAUGUUUAAAGCACAGCAGCGGGGAACCUGCAUGUGUGUGUGCGUGUGUGUGUAUAUGUAAAGGAAAGACUUAUUUUGAAUUUUUAAAAAAGGUAAAAAAAAAGUUUUUCAAUUUACGCCUCAAGGAUUUCAUUUCAUUUCACCUUAAAUGAAGCAUAAUUACUGUGUCAGGGGUAUUUUUCUUUAAUACUCACAGAUUUCAAAUGACAUAUUUAUCGUGGCACUUAAGAGCAGCUUGUGCACCCCUCCACUCUCACGAUUCUGUGUGUGGAGUCGAGACAUUAUUAUUAUUAUUAUUAUUAUUAUUAUUAUUAUUGUGGCACAUAGCUAAUCCUGGGAUUUACCGUUUGAAGCACUAGACAAUGGGGAUAAGCCAGGGUCUUAGCUUGGCAAAAAUUAAAAUACUAUGGUGCCUUUUUAUAUAACCUUCAACCAUAUAUCUUUUUAGCAAUAGAUUUAAAAGAACACCCUAUAUGUCAUUGCAGUUAACCAGCUUGUGAGAGAGACACUGAAUGAGAGACACUGACUGUGUUGUCGUGUAUUAAUCUUUUUUCUUUUUCUUUUUUUUAAUAACAUUUUCUAAAGUUAAUUUCAUGUCCUUCAAUAUGCUUCCCAUAUAUUUCCAUGUUCAUUUCAAAAGCUUUCCUUGGUUUUAAACAUAGCCAGGUGUAUUGUGUGCAGACCUCUUCUGAGAAUCUGGUUCAUAUGAAACCUUCGAAAUCAUUGUCCCUUUCUCUCUCUCUCUCUCUGUCUCUCUCUCUUGUGUCUCUCUUGUUAGACGGCAGGAUGCACAUACUUAACAUUCUGUGUUUUUUCCCUACAUGGUCGUCACACAAGGGCUAGACACUAGAGAGCCUGAGACCACAGUUGUGUUCCGCACUGUUAUUCCCAUUGUGUGUCUCAAGGGUAGGGCGCAUACAUGGGAACACCACACUGUAUGGUGUGAUGACGUCCACAUCGGUGGGUGACCUGUCCACUAACCCUGUCCCUGACCCUAACCCUGUCCACUGCUAAGAGUCCCUGUGUCUGUAGUUGCCUUGCAGCCCAGCCUGGCUGCUCACAUGUUAAUGGUCAUUUUGAGUGGCUGGAAUUAAGCAGCACUGCAAUGAAUCAAAUGAUCAGACGAAUUCUGCAUUUACAAAUAUGCACUGCUUGAGGAGAUCGCAAGACUGCACUUGAUGAUUUAUUUAAAAAUAAAAUGGGGGGUGGGGGGGUUACAUGUGCUACUAUAGCUAAUUAAUAUUGUGUGUUACACAGCUUUACCAGAAAGAAAGCAACACCUUGUAACUGCCAGGGCACCUGUUUGUUCUGCAGCAUGGGAAAUUGCAUUUAUCAAGUUACAUCAGUAAGUUUGCCUUGUUAAUAGGAAAAGUGUCUGUGAAACUAUAACCGGGCUGACCUGGAAACGCACAGGGGUAUGAGUGUGUUAUUUAAACAGCUUUAAAAAUAAUAAUGAUACUCAUUUAAAGAAUAAUUUCACUUGUGUGCAAUGCGAUUUGUUUAAAAGAUGAUCGUGUUGACCUGUACUGCAAAAAGGAAGAACCUGUUCUGAUGUACGCAGCGUGGUUAAGUUUUUAGAAGUUCAUUGUUUUAUUCGUUAGCAGAGUGGGUGUAUUGCAAAAGACAAUAGCUUUUAAUGGAUUGAACAUAUUCCUGGCUGGAGUGCUUGUAGCAGGCGAACUGCUCUCCAGGAUGGUGUCAGAUUAAACUGUGCUUUACUGGUUUGUGGUCCCAAGAUGGUAACUAAAACCAAUUGGCUUAUGUAUCGGGGAUGUGCAAAACCAUGUAUUGUGUGGCUUAAUUAUCAUCCCCUUUAAUGUGUGUUACUGAACGCAAUGUAUUCUCUUGUAAGUGCACUGUGCCUCCCAGUGGCCAAAUGCCAGAAUUGCAGUUUUUAACAUUUGUGGGCACUCCCAGUGCUUGUUGUGGUUAACGACUGGGUCCUGUCUUGGGUGCAGUGGUUUAUUUUGUUAUUAUCAUGUCAAACCUCCUCUGUCCUGGCAGUGUGAUUGCAGUAGGCAUGCUGCAUUGUUCUGGUAAGGCUGGGUACACAAUGGCUGAAAUUGCACCAUGUUGUUGUUGUUUGUUGUUUGUUGUUGUGUUAUGUUUUGUAAUAACUCUGUGAAUAUAUUGCUGAACACAUACGGCUCUCUUGAAAGUCUCAUUUAUAAUUUGAAGUUCUAGACUGAGACAGCAAAUUAGCAAGCUGUAGCGCAAUGAGUCUUAUUAUUUCUUCAAAUGUUGUAACUUGAAUCUUCUGAAACACUGAUGUUUUUGGGUCAUGUGCUCAUGACAGUUUUGAAACGUGUAUGUAUUUUACCUUUACGAAGAGUCAGAGUCUGAGAUUUAGAUAUUUAUGAUAAAGUGGUUAUUUUUUGUUCCUGUGAUUAUUGUAGAGAAUAAACUGUUUAACAGUCUCUGUGU
Molecule: messenger RNA, 5516 nt
Organism: Polyodon spathula (Mississippi paddlefish)
Lineage: Eukaryota; Metazoa; Chordata; Actinopteri; Acipenseriformes; Polyodontidae
Product: frizzled-5-like
Exons: 1
Coding region: 1374-3101 (575 amino acids)
Biological process (GO): canonical Wnt signaling pathway; non-canonical Wnt signaling pathway
Cellular component (GO): plasma membrane
Molecular function (GO): Wnt-protein binding; Wnt receptor activity
Source: RefSeq, a predicted model, not a curated record